UGGGGACGUACCAUAAAAGAAUCAGCAAGUUUUCUGUUAUAGAUACAAUGAAAAAAAUAGGCGUAGAAAACUGAUUAUCUAUAUUGCACACACAGAUUAUCUACAAUUAUCUAGACCAUCUAGACACUGACACGUUUCGUGCACGUGGUUGAGGCCGCAAGACAAAGUUGGCUCGAUUGAAAGUAACAGAUCAUGAAAAUGUCAUAUGUUCAGGGAAUCGAUCAAAAUUGUGUGCAAAAUAAAUAAAUACAAAACCAUUAAUGAGACUUUAAACUUUAAAACAUAUGAUGGUCAUGAAGGUAUGAUGAGGUUAGUUGAUCGAUUCCCGAAGGUUUAUCGAUGUUCCUUGAUAACCGGCUCGAAACAUCAUCGUCGUAUUUCUGCGGAUUUUAACUGAUAAUACUUCUUAUCAGAUAUCGAUCGAGUGGCAAUGUUUACAUCCAGAAGGCUGUUUAAAGCCACUAUUAUUGGAACGAUUGGCUUGGGUACUCUGGCAUCUCUCAGAACAAACGAGUAUGACAUUGGAGCCAUUGGAAUCGUACGGCUGAGUCGAGCCGCGCUUGCGGUGCUCGAUAUAGGUCGUUAUUAUAAAAAAGAAUUGUACAAUAGUAAAUUGGAUAAGACAUCGGCAGAAUAUCUGCAGCUGAAAUCAGACACUCAUAAGUAUGGAGCCCAAAAGCUGCUGGAACUCUGUUGUGCCAACAAGGGGGUCUACAUUAAAGUGGGUCAGCAUAUAGGUGCAUUGGAUUACUUGCUGCCCCAGGAGUAUGUGCACACCAUGAGAGUAUUGCACAGUUCGGCGCCUCAAUCUUCGUUCAAGGAUGUGCUCACUGUGAUCGAAGAGGAUUUUAAGAAAAAUCCAUAUCAGAUAUUUCAGAGCAUCGAUCCGGAACCUGUAGGCACUGCCAGCCUCGCGCAAGUACACAGAGCCGUCCUCAGGAACGGCGAUGUGGUGGCCGUUAAAGUACAACAUCGCGCCGUCAAGAGUAACUCCUACGUCGAUAUCAAAACUAUGUCGGCCUUGGUGAAGCUGACGUCGCUGGUAUUUCCGGAUUUCAAGUUUGAUUGGCUAGUCGACGAAACAAAGAAAAACAUCCCACAGGAGUUGGAUUUCACUCGCGAGGGUAAAAAUGCUGAGAAAGUACAAAAGCUCUUCGAUAACUAUCGCUGGUUGAAAGUGCCGAAGAUUUACUGGGACGUAUCAUCGUCACGCGUCCUCACAAUGGAAUUUCUGGAUGGCGGACAGGUGAACGAUCUCGAAUACAUGCGUGCCAAUCAGUUAAAUCCAUACGAAGUCACUAGCAAGCUUGGUCGUCUGUACAGUCAUAUGAUCUUUAUCGAGGGUUUCGUGCAUUCGGAUCCGCAUCCAGGUAACAUUCUGGUGCGCAAUCGCGAUUCCCAAGCGGAGAUUGUGCUGUUGGAUCAUGGUUUGUACGCUAAUCUCUCUGAUCAGUUUCGAUGGGACUACUCGAAACUGUGGUUGGCGAUCUUCGAUAGGGAUCAGGUUGCCAUGAAGGAACAAUGCGCGCGACUCGGUGUAGCAGCACUUCACUAUGGUCUACUGUCGUGCAUGGUAUCAGGCAGAACAUGGGACACGAUCAUGUCAGGCGUGCGUAAGACUCGAUUUAACAUCAGAGAGAAGGAAGAAUUUCAACAGCAGAUCCCAAACUUGUUGCCGCAGAUCAGCUCCGUGCUGGACCGUGUCAAUCGGCAGAUGUUGUUGAUCCUUAAGACCAAUGACUUGAUGCGCAGCAUCGAGUAUUCGCUACGCACCCAAUCCAGAAUGUCAGCCAUGAUGGAGAUGUCCAAGUGUUGCAUACACUCCGUAUAUGGCGAGAAACUUAGGCACUGCUCAAGCGUAUGGGAUAGGUGCCGGAUAUCUUGUGCGGAGCGCUGGGCUCUUUUCAAAUUAUCGAUUUAUUAUGUUUAUUUGGGUCUGCUACACUUCGAUCUGAACAAAUCGAUCGAUUCCUUGUGGAUAAAGGAUUUUUAUCCGUUUUAAUGAAAGCUCUCUCUAGGUCAAAUAUAUUUUUUAAUUAGAAGCAGUAUCUUUUUAAAAAAUAGUUUUACAGAGAAAUAUAUAUAUUAUAUAUUUUUUACUUGUUGUGUAAGUAAUAAGAAGGUAAAUGUGGUUUGAUACUAACGCUCAUAAUUUAUAAAGUACAUUUUGUAUAUAGUUUACUGUCUUUUGUGUUGUCGAUCAUCUCUCAGGCUACCUCGUAAAUUAAAGUCAUUAAUAUAAUCGAAAUAAUUGAGAAAUUGUAAUAUUGUACAAAUAUUCUUUUUUAAUAAACAUAUAUUUGUGUUAAAUAAGUUUCAUAUUUUCCACUAAACAUGACUUGUCGUUAA
Messenger RNA from Camponotus floridanus (Florida carpenter ant), 2349 nucleotides. RefSeq lists its product as uncharacterized. The coding region runs from base 431 to 2002 and encodes 523 amino acids. Gene Ontology annotation, cellular component: mitochondrial inner membrane. NCBI's taxonomy places the organism in Eukaryota, Metazoa, Arthropoda, Insecta, Hymenoptera, Formicidae. Gene Ontology annotation, molecular function: protein kinase activity; ATP binding. The transcript has 3 exons. Gene Ontology annotation, biological process: protein phosphorylation; mitochondrion organization; lipid homeostasis. The record is from RefSeq and is a predicted model, not a curated record.